GCAGGUGUGGCAACGCUUUGCUAAAGCAACAAUUACAUUGCCUGUGCGGUUUAACAAAAUAGUAAAUAAUUUAUAAUAAUUUGAAUUAAACAAUGGCUACAUUGCUAAAAGCUGCUAUCAGUCCUCUGCGACUUGGUUUCUGGCAGACGCGAAACAUUGCCACCACCUCCCCAACGUUAAUCAAAGAAAUACACGAGAAGUUGGAGAACAAUGUGAUGGUGUAUGAAGGUGUCAAUGUGGAAUCUGACCGGUCCUCGAAAAUGCUUAAAGCUGCCUGCGAUACCACAUUCUGUCCGGAAUGCACUUUGGGGCUGGAUAUUAAACACACCGAUGUCCUGAUACUUUCGCAAUACGUUCGGUCUGAUGGCUGCAUGCUCCCCAGACGCAUCACCGGUCUCUGUCAUCGUCAGCAAAAGAAAAUGGGAACUCUGGUGACCAUGGCACAAAAGGCAGGCCUUAUGCCCAAUCUGGGACCUUCAUGGAGCAAGAAGGAUCCAAAGAAACGCUUCGGAUGGCGGAAAUAUAACAAAUACUUUCUCGAGUCAACAAUUAAAUAUUAAAUUUAGACAAUAAAAUGUGUUUGUUUGCUAAA
This is a messenger RNA of Drosophila willistoni, 592 nucleotides long. It is a transcript of the gene mRpS18A, whose product is annotated as 28S ribosomal protein S18a, mitochondrial. The record is from RefSeq and is a predicted model, not a curated record. NCBI's taxonomy places the organism in Eukaryota, Metazoa, Arthropoda, Insecta, Diptera, Drosophilidae. The transcript has 2 exons. The coding region runs from base 93 to 560 and encodes 155 amino acids. Gene Ontology annotation, biological process: mitochondrial translation. Gene Ontology annotation, cellular component: mitochondrial small ribosomal subunit; ribosome. Gene Ontology annotation, molecular function: structural constituent of ribosome; small ribosomal subunit rRNA binding.